AUGCACUAUGGCCAUCCUGACAUCAUGAACAAGGAGUACAUGAUGCAGCAGGGAGGUGUUUCCAAGGCAACAAAGACGCUGAACCUGUCUGAGGACAUCUUCGCCGGGAUGGAUUUCGUGCUGCGAGGCGGAGGCCGUACCAUCAAGCAUCGCGAAUAUUUCCAUUUAGCCAAAGGUCGAGAUCUUGGCUUCAACACAGUGCUGGCCUUUUUCUCCAAGCUUUCAUCUGGAGCUGGCGAGCAGCUGAUCACAAGACAGACGUUGCGCCUGGGGAGUCUCCUGCCGUUGCCGGAGUUCCUGUCGUUUUACUACGCGCACAUGGGCCACUACCUGUCUCAGUGGGCGGUCUCUUGGGGUCUGCCUGUGCUUACCUUGGUUUGGCUGCUGAUCCUCCUGAAUGGCUGCGAGGACUCCCAUGACCUCUCCAUCAAGUGCAGUGCAGCUGGACAAUCUGCAGCGUCAAUCAUGGCGGAAGCAUGGCAGUAUAUUUACUCGGGCAACUUGCUUAUCGUCUUCCUCCUUGCGCAGAUGGCCCCGAUUUUCUUCGAGGUGUGGAUGCAGGCUGGUCUGGUGACCUCCGUUAUACGCCUCAUAAAGCAGCUCCUGACGCUAUCCCCGGUCAUGUUCAUCUUCCAGGCGAAGGCCCAAACAAGUUGUGCGGUCGCCUGGAGUUGCUUCUGCUCCCCAUGGGAGCACAUCUCAGCACCUGGUGAGGUUAUCGGGUUCUACACCAUGAACGAGCUCAAGUACGGUGGUGCAACAUAUGUUCAGAGCCCAACAAGCUUCGGCACUGGGCGCAGGAUCGAUUGCAGUCUGACGAGAGACGGAUUUCCCGGACUGUCCUGUAAAACGAUUCUAAACAUGUUGUGCUUGUACUGUGGCCUUCCAAUGCAGCUUAGAGCUUGUGGCCACUUGGGUGGUGCCGCCCUUUGCAGCCAUUGCUAUGGCCGACGCUGCAGUGCAAGCCCAACGCUGGAGGCAUCGUGA
Molecule: messenger RNA, 987 nt
Organism: Symbiodinium natans
Lineage: Eukaryota; Dinophyceae; Suessiales; Symbiodiniaceae
Source: the annotation of a GenBank genome assembly